Pseudonaja textilis is the source of this 13443-nucleotide messenger RNA. RefSeq names its product dynein axonemal heavy chain 9 (gene DNAH9). Gene Ontology annotation, biological process: microtubule-based movement. NCBI's taxonomy places the organism in Eukaryota, Metazoa, Chordata, Lepidosauria, Squamata, Elapidae. The record is from RefSeq and is a predicted model, not a curated record. Gene Ontology annotation, molecular function: dynein intermediate chain binding; ATP binding; minus-end-directed microtubule motor activity. Gene Ontology annotation, cellular component: axonemal dynein complex.
AUGGGGAGCAAAGAGGAGGAGCAGGACCCGGACCAGGAGGGCUCCCCAGAAGCGAAUCCCCGAGCCCGGCUGCUUGGGGAGCGGGUGGCGCGCAGCUUGAGAGUGGAGCCGGAGCGCUGGGCGCGUUGCUUGGAAUCUGCCGAAGCGCGGCUGCUGCUGCGCGCCUUCCUGGAUAGCGAGCCAGCCGGGCGGCUUCUGUUUGUCACUCAAGGGACAGCGGGGCAGUUGGCGCUGGCCGAGGAGCUGGUUUUGCCGCCCACUGCUGGCCGCUCUUCCAAAGGGGUCUUCCUGCUGCGCCUCGCAUCCGGACCGCUGCGCUCGCCUCCCGCUCCCGGGCAACUUCUAUAUGGAGACCUGUCGGUAGCCACCCUUGACCAGCUGGCCACGCUGGUGGAAGAGGUAAUGAUGCCUCUCUUGGUGAACCAGAGAAACCAUCACAGUUGGCCCAAUGUAGUAUCCCAAGAUAUUAUUAAUCAUGUCUGCUCUCUGAAAAGGAGUGUUUUUGUGAUGGUUGGCCAAAUUAGAGGAAAAACAUUGCUAUCUCUACCUAUUGAGCCUGAGAGGGAGAGAUGCAUUAACUCUGACAAUGAGAAAAAUACUGAACUGGUAGAUAAGUCUAUUAUUCAUGCAAUUGAGUCUUCUGUUAUUGAAUGGACCCACCAGAUCCAGAAUGUUCUUAAGAGACAAUCUUCAGAACUGCUUUUGCAAGGCAAAGAUCCCCAUCCAAUGGUGGAGUUGGAUUUUUGGAAAAAUAGAUAUGAGGAUUUACAGUGUAUUUAUAGCCAACUAAAAGCCAGAAGAAUUUUGACCAUGUUAGAACUACUAGAUAAGGUGCAAAGCACUUACUUCCCAGCACUCAAAUCCAUCUUCAGUGAUGUAGAAGCAGCUUUGAUUGAAGCCCAGGAUAUAAAUAUGCACCUAAAGCCUCUCCAGUGCCCAUUGGAAGAAAUAGAAAAUGUGGAAUUUAAUGAGUUGAAACCAUUAUUAAAUUGCAUGCUUCAUAUAGUGUGCUUAAUAUGGGGCACUUCAAAAUAUUACUGUGCACCUGCUAGGAUAAUUGUGCUUCUUCAAGAAAUCUGCAAUCUUCUUAUUCAGCAGGCCAAGAAUUUUCUCAGUCCAGAAGAUCUACUUAAAGGAGAACCAGAAGAAAGUCUGAAUAAAGUUCAGAACGCUUUUAAUGUUUUUGACUACUUUAAACAAUUUUUUGAAGAAAGAAGAGAAAAUCUUAGUAAUUAUUUUCAACCAGGAGAAGAAGUAAAGCAAUGGGAUUUUCCUCCUGUAAUGGUUUUUGCACAACUGAAUAAUUUCCUAGAGAGGCUUCAUGUAGUACAUGAUCUUCUGAUGACAGUUCUGGAUAUAGAGAAAUUGGAGAAGUUGGAAUUUAGUGGCAUAAAAGGCAAAUCUCUGAGUCAGCAAGUCCUGAGUAUGCAUGAAGAAUUCCAGGAAAUGUAUAAUGUAUUUUCAGGACGGACUUAUGACUGUCUGGAUGUGGCUAAUACGGAGUUUGAAAAUGAUGUGUGUGACUUUAAGAGCAAAAUGGAAGAUAUUGAUCGGCGGUUGGGGACUCUCUUUGCCAAAGCCUUUGAUGAUGCAGCUAGUGUGGAGCAUGCAUUCAAGCUGAUAGACAUUUUUGGAAGCCUCCUGGAUCGACCAAUGAUAGCAGCAGAAGCCUAUGAUAAAUAUAAUUUUCUCAUCACAAUGUUUGACAAAGACCUUGAUGAUGCUAAAUUGAUCUACCUGAAACGUAUUGAGGAGGAGACAAACAUAGGGUAUUCACCAGUGCAUAAGAAUAUGCCUUUGGUGGCUGGAGGGGUUCAGUGGGCUCAGGAACUAAAACACAGGAUCAAAAUCCCAUUUAGUAAUUUCAGACACCUCAGUUAUUGUUCCUUAGAUUCUAUGGAAGGCAAAAAAAUGGUGCAAAAGUAUGAAGAUUUGAUCCAGUUAUUAGAAAGAUAUCAAGAGAAGCUGUAUGAAGACUGGUUCCAGACUGUCUCUGUGAAAGCUCAGUAUAAUCUCACUCAACCGCUUAUCCGACGAGAUCCAGAGAAUAAACUGAUUACUGUCAAUUUUGACCCUCAGUUGGUGUCCGUUCUAAGAGAAGUGAGCUACCUUGGAGAAGAUCAGAUUGGGAACAUCCCAGAAACAGCAGCAGAAAUAUAUUCAUCUAGGGAAUCCUUCAGGCAAUUAGUGGCCAACUUGGAUUUAAUGGUUACUUGGUACAACAAAACAUUGUGCACUGUCCUAGAGGUGGAAUAUCCACUCAUAGAGAGUCAGUUGCAUGAAAUUGAUAUUCAGCUGAAAGAAGCAGAAGAAACAUUAAAUUGGAAAACAAAAGGCCUUUGGGAUCGCAUUUCACACAUGGUUAACAGUGUUCGAAAUCUUGAGCAAAUGAUUCAGAAGACCAAAGACAACAUCGAGGAAGUUCAGAAUAUGAUGAAAUCUUGGGUCUUUCCAGUUUUUGAAAGAAAAGAUGGGAAAAAAGAAUCUCUGCUAAACCUGGAUAAUCAGCAUGAGCGACUGAACAAACACUAUAAACUCAUUACAGAUUCAGGCCAUAAGAUUCAUUUUUUGAUUAAGGAAAAUUUAAGACUCUUUGAAGCAGACCCAUCUUCAGAUGUAUGGAAAGCUUAUUUGGAGCAUAUAGAUGAGAUCAUUCUGGAUGGAUUCUUUAAUGUCAUUGAAUGUUCGCUUAAAUACCUUUUGGAAAAUACAGAGUCCAGGGCAGGGAAUGCUCCUCUUUUCAAAAUCCAGCUGGAGUUGUCUGUCCCUGAGAUGAUAUUUCGUCCUUCCCUGGAUGCUGGUGCCAGUGAUGGUUUCUAUGAUAUCAUUGAAGGGCUCGUCAACAAGAUCUACCGGGUCUCUUCCCUGGUACCAAGGCUUGCAGAUCACUGCACAUUUCCUCAUUAUCAGGCUGACAUGGAGGAGAUGGCUGACCUUGCUGACAUGCGCCAAAGUUUAAUGGGGCGUAUCCAGAAGAUGAUCUCGGCUUGUUGCAACUACCGCAAGUCCUUUGACCAGUACUCCUAUCUCUAUGUGGAUGACAGAAAAGAAUUCUUACAUCAGUUCCUCUUAUAUGGCCACGUUCUCACUGCAGAGGAGAUAGAAGUCCAUGCGGAGGAAGGAGUCCCAGAAACCCCUCCGACACUCCAGCAGUUCAGAGAGCAAAUAGACUCUUAUGAGAAGGUCUAUGAAGAAGUGAGCCACCUGGAACCAGUCUGUGUACUUGACAGCUGGAUGAAAGUGGACGCCCGCUCCUUCAAAGCAUCUCUUCUGGGUGUAAUUAAAAAAUGGAGUUUCAUGUUCAAGCAGCAUCUCAUUGAUCAUGUGACCCACAGUUUGUCUGACCUUGAGGAGUUUGCAAAGAUUGCUGAGAAAGGUUUGAACAAAAAGUUGGAGAAAGGAGAUUAUGAAGGUUUGGUGGAAGUUAUGGGUCAACUGAUGGCUGUUAAAGAUAGACAGUCUAGCACUGAUGAGAUGUUUGAGCCCUUGAAACAAACUAUUGAAUUAUUGAAGAAUUAUGAGCAAGAAUUGCCUGGGGAUGUCUAUAGACAACUGGAGGAACUGCCCGAAAAAUGGAACAAUGUGAAGAAGUUGGCCAUAAAUAUGAAACAGCAGGUAGCUCCCUUGCAGGCAAACGAAGUGGCCAUACUUCGCAGGAAAUGUGCUCUGUUUGAUGUGGAGCAGAAUAAAUUGAGAGAAAGAUUUCAUCAAGAGGCGCCUUUCAGGUUUGAUGCUACAAACCCUUAUGAAAUGCUAGAUGCAACCCAUGCAGAGCUACAGCAGAUGGAACUUACCAUGACCUCAAUUUAUAAAUCAGGAGCUUUAUUUGAAGUCAAUGUUCCAGACUACAAACAGCUCAAGCAGUGCCGAAAGGAAAUGUGCAUUCUUAAAGAACUCUGGGAUAUGAUUUCCAUAGUGAUAUCUAGCAUGAAUGAAUGGGAAGCUACGAAAUGGAUGGAUAUCAAUGUUGAAAAUAUGGAGCUGGAAUGCAAAAAGUUUGCCAAAGGCAUCCGGAACUUGGAUAAAGAAAUGAGAGCUUGGGAUGCUUUCUCAGGGUUGGACAACAAGGUGAAAAACAUCCUGACCUCCUUGAGGGCAGUGUCAGAACUGCAAAAUCCUGCCAUCCGGGAGAGACAUUGGAACCAACUGAUGCAAGCCACAGGCGUGUACUUCACCAUGGAUGCAGACACCACUUUGGCAGACCUGCUCAAACUCAACUUGCAUAGUUUUGAAGAUGAAGUUCGGAGCAUCGUUGACAAAGCCAUGAAAGAAAUGAGCAUGGAGAAAGUUGUGAAAGAACUUAAAACAACCUGGGCUAGCAUGGUGUUUCAAUAUGAGCCUCAUCCACGCACAAAUGUCCCGUUGUUGAAAUCUGAUGAAGAGCUCAUUGAGACACUUGAAGACAACCAAGUGCAGUUACAAAACUUAAUUACAUCCAAAUAUAUUGCUUUUUUCUUAGAGGAAGUGUCCUCCUGGCAGAGGAAGCUGUCUACAGCAGACUCGGUCAUUUCCAUCUGGUUUGAAGUUCAACGGAGCUGGUCUCACUUAGAAAGCAUAUUCAUUGGGUCAGAAGAUAUCCGGGCGCAACUUCCUGAGGAUUCCAAACGUUUUGAGGGAAUUGAUGUUGACUUUAAAGAACUGGCUUAUGAUGCUGAGAAAACCCCAAAUGUAAUAGAGGCAACUAAGAAGCCACAGCUAUAUGAGAAACUAGAAAAUAUUCAAAACAGAUUGUCUUUGUGUGAAAAAGCUUUGGCUGAAUAUUUAGACACCAAACGAUUGGCCUUUCCCAGGUUUUACUUUAUUUCGUCUGCUGAUUUACUUGAUAUUCUUUCAAAUGGCACCAAUCCACAGCUGGUUCAGCGCCAUCUCUCAAAACUUUUUGAUAACAUGGCCAAAAUGAAGUUUCGUGUGGAUUCUGAGCAAAACCCAACCAAGCUGGGUUUAGGGAUGUACAGUAAAGAGGAAGAAUAUGUUGAUUUUAGUGAGCCAUGUGAUUGCAGUGGGCAGGUGGAGUGCUGGCUGAACCGUGUGUUGGAUUGUAUGCGGGCCACUGUAAGGCAUGAGAUGACAGAGGCUGUGGUGGCUUAUGAGGAAAAGGCAAGGGAACAGUGGCUGUUUGACUAUCCUGCCCAGGUGGCACUGACUUGUACACAAAUCUGGUGGAGCACAGAGGUAGGGAUUGCCUUUGCCAGGCUGGAAGAAGGCUAUGAAAAUGCCAUGAAGGACUGUUAUAAGAAACAGGUGACACAGCUCAACACCCUGAUCACAAUGCUUAUUGGACAUCUUUCUAAAGGUGACAGGCAGAAGAUCAUGACCAUCUGCACCAUUGAUGUGCACGCUCGAGAUGUGGUGGCGAAGAUGAUUGCCCAAAAGGUGGACAAUGCACAGGUCUUUCUUUGGCUAUCACAACUCCGACACAGGUGGGCAGAAGAAGAAAAACACUGUUACGCAAAUAUUUGUGAUGCCCAGUUUCUAUAUUCUUACGAAUAUCUUGGCAACACACCACGACUAGUUAUCACUCCUCUAACAGACAGAUGUUAUAUCACACUCACGCAAUCAUUGCACCUAACAAUGAGUGGGGCACCUGCAGGGCCAGCUGGUACUGGGAAAACUGAGACCACCAAAGACCUGGGCCGAGCUCUUGGCAUCAUGGUAUAUGUGUUCAACUGUUCAGAGCAAAUGGAUUAUAAGUCUUGUGGGAACAUUUAUAAAGGUCUUUCCCAGACGGGCGCAUGGGGCUGUUUUGAUGAGUUUAACAGGAUCUCUGUUGAGGUUCUCUCAGUUGUGGCUGUACAGGUGAAAAGCAUACAGGAUGCUAUAAGAGACAAAAAACAGAACUUUAAUUUCCUUGGAGAAGAUAUUAAAUUAGUUCCUUCGGUUGGUAUAUUCAUAACUAUGAAUCCAGGCUAUGCAGGACGUACAGAACUGCCAGAGAAUUUGAAGGCUCUUUUUAGACCUUGUGCAAUGGUUGUACCAGAUUUUGAACUGAUCUGUGAAAUUAUGCUGGUGGCUGAAGGAUUUAUCGAAGCCCGGUUAUUAGCUAGGAAGUUCAUUACCCUUUAUCAGUUAUGCAAGGAACUUCUUUCCAAGCAGGAUCAUUAUGACUGGGGAUUACGUGCAAUCAAAUCAGUCUUGGUUGUAGCCGGGUCCCUCAAGAGAGGAGACCCUGAUCGUCCUGAAGAUCAGGUUCUGAUGCGCUCUCUUCGGGACUUUAACAUUCCAAAGAUUGUGACAGAUGACAUGCCAGUCUUCAUGGGUCUGAUUGGAGACCUGUUUCCUGCUUUGGAUGUCCCAAGAAAACGAGACCUCAAUUCUGAAUCCUUUGUAAAACAAGCUGUGCUGGAACUCAAACUUCAACCGGAGGACAACUUUGUACUCAAAGUAGUACAGCUUGAAGAGCUCCUUGCUGUUCGACACUCCGUCUUUGUAGUGGGCAACGCAGGCACAGGCAAGUCACAAGUGCUGAAAUCUCUGAACAAGACUUAUCAUAUCAUGAAGCGGCGACCUGUUUGGACAGACCUCAAUCCAAAAGCAGUGACGAAUGAUGAACUCUUUGGCAUCAUAAAUCCAUCUACAAGAGAAUGGAAAGAUGGAUUGUUCUCAUCGAUUAUGCGAGAUUUAGCCAACAUUACCCAUGACGGUCCCAAAUGGAUUGUGUUGGAUGGUGAUAUUGAUCCAAUGUGGAUUGAAUCUCUCAAUACUGUCAUGGAUGACAAUAAGGUAUUAACACUAGCAAGCAAUGAACGGAUCCCGCUCAACCCCACCAUGAGGCUUCUGUUUGAGAUCAGUCACCUGCGGACUGCCACUCCAGCCACUGUGUCCAGAGCAGGGAUCCUUUAUAUCAACCCAGCUGAUCUAGGCUGGAAUCCUCCAGUAAGUAGCUGGAUUGACAGAAGAGAAACUCAGUCAGAACGAGCUAACCUGACCAUUUUGUUUGACAAGUAUUUGCCAGUUUGUCUGGAUACACUUCGAACCAGAUUUAAGAAGAUUAUUCCCAUUCCUGAACAGAACAUGGUUCAGAUGUUGUGUUAUCUUCUUGAAUGCCUCCUCACCAAGGAGAAUACCCCUCCAGAUUGCCCUAAAGAUCUCUAUGAACUUUAUUUUGUCUUUGCUGCUGUUUGGGCCUUUGGUGGUGCUCUGUUCCAAGACCAGCUUAUAAACUACAGAGUUGAAUUCAGUAAAUGGUGGAUGACUGAAUUCAAGACCAUCAAGUUUCCUUCCCAAGGAACAGUUUUUGACUUUUAUAUUGAUUCAGAAACAAAAAAAAUUGAACCUUGGUCCAAACUGAUUCCCAAAUUUGAAUUUGACCGAGAAAUACCAUUACAGGCCUGUCUGGUUCAUACCAAUGAAACCAUCCGGCUGCGCUAUUUCUUGGACCAUCUCUUGGAGACACACAGGCCUGUCAUGCUGGUGGGAAAUGCAGGCACGGGAAAGUCUGUGAUUGUCGGAGAUAAGCUGUCUUUCCUGGAUUCCGAGCAGUACCUGGUGAAGAAUGUUCCUUUUAAUUACUAUACCACCUCUGCCAUGUUGCAAGCUGUUCUAGAGAAGCCACUGGAAAAAAAGGCUGGAAGGAAUUAUGGUCCUCCUGGAACAAAGAAACUCAUCUACUUCAUUGACGAUAUGAAUAUGCCUGAAGUUGACACCUAUGGAACAGUCCAGCCUCAUACACUGAUGCGGCAACAUCUGGACUAUGGGCAUUGGUAUGACAGAAACAAGCUGUCCCUGAAGGAAAUCACGAAUGUGCAGUACGUGUCAUGCAUGAAUCCCACUGCAGGCAGCUUUACUAUCAACCCACGUUUGCAGCGCCACUUCUGUGUGUUUGCCCUCUCAUUUCCUGGGGCAGAUGCUCUUUCUACCAUUUACAGUACUAUCCUAACUCAGCAUCUAAAAUGGGGGAACUUCUCUGCAGCCUUACAGAAGUCAUCCCAGCAGUUAAUACAUCUGGCUCUUGCUCUGCACCUGAAAAUAGCAGCCACAUUCCUCCCAACAGCGAUUAAAUUUCACUACAACUUCAAUCUUAGGGAUUUCUCCAACGUCUUCCAAGGUAUUCUGUUUUCAACUCCUGAAUGUUUGAAGACUCCUCAGGAUUUGGUAAAGCUAUAUUUACAUGAAUCCAAUCGUGUUUACCGUGACAAGAUGGUUGAUGACAAGGAUUUAAUUGUUUUUGAUAAAAUGCAAGCAGAGGCAGUGAAGAAGUUCUAUGAUGACAUAGAGGAAACUUUGGAACAAACCAAGAAGAUGAAUAUCUAUUGUCAUUUUGCAAAAGGGGUAGGAGAACCCAAAUAUAUGCCUGUCCAGAAUUGGGAAUCAUUGAGCCAGAUUCUUGUGGAAGCUUUGGAGAACCACAAUGAAGUUAAUGCUGCCAUGAACCUGGUGCUGUUUGAAGAUGCCAUGUGCCACAUUUGCCGAAUCAACCGUAUCCUGGAAUCUCCCAGAGGGAAUGCUCUGCUAGUGGGUGUUGGUGGAAGUGGCAAGCAGAGCCUGACAAGAUUGGCAGCUUUCAUUAGCUCUCUGGAGAUUUUCCAAAUCACCUUGAGGAAAGGCUAUGGGAUUCCUGAUCUGAAGGCUGACUUAGCAGCACAAUGUAUCACGGCAGGAAUGAAGAAUGUGGGCACUGUCUUUCUUCUGACUGAUACUCAGCUGGCUGAUGAGAGAUUCUUAGUUCUGGUUAAUGACUUGCUAGCUUCAGGAGAAAUUCCUGAUCUUUUUCCUGAUGAAGAAAUAGAAAAUAUCAUAAGUAAUAUGAGGAAUGAAGUAAAAACUCAUGGUCUGAUGGACACGAGGGAGGCCUGCUGGAAAUUCUUUAUUGAUCGGGUUAGACGACAGCUCAAGGUGGCACUUUGCUUUUCUCCAGUGGGGAACAAACUGAGAGUUCGUAGCCGGAAGUUCCCAGCCAUUGUGAACUGUACAGUGAUCGACUGGUUCCAUGAGUGGCCUCAGGAAGCUCUGGAAUCAGUCAGCCUGCGCUUCUUGCAAGGGACAGAAGGUAUUGAGCCUCCUGUGAAAGAAUCUAUCAGCAAGUUCAUGGCUUAUGUUCAUACCAGUGUUAAUGAGAUGUCUUAUUCUUACCUGACUAAUGAACGUCGUUAUAAUUACACCACCCCCAAGUCGUUUUUGGAGCAAAUCAAACUGUAUCAGAAUUUGCUGCUUAAAAAGAGAAAAGAACUAACAGCAAAGAUGGAGCGACUAGAAAAUGGUCUACAGAAGCUCAGCAGCACAUCAGCACAGGUAGAUGAUUUGAAGGCCAAACUGGCAGCUCAGGAGGUGGAGCUGAAACAGAAGAAUGAAGAUGCCGACCAGCUGAUUCAGGUGGUGGGCACUGAGACCGAGAAAGUCAGUAAGGAGAAGGCCAUUGCUGAUGAGGAGGAGCAGAAGGUGGCCUUGAUUACUGAGGAGGUGCAGCAGAAACAGAAGGACUGUGAGAAAGAUUUGGCACAAGCUGAACCUGCCCUUGCUGCUGCCCAGCAAGCCCUGAACACAUUGAAUAAGACCAAUCUGACGGAACUGAAGUCAUUUGGAUCGCCACCAUCUGCUGUCAGCAAUGUUACUGCUGCCGUGAUGGUACUCAUGGGUUCGGGUGGUAAGGUCCCCAAGGACAGGAGCUGGAAAGCAGCUAAGGUGGCCAUGGCCAAGGUUGACAGCUUCCUAGACUCCUUGAUUCACUUCAACAAAGAGAAUAUACAUGAGAACAGCCUCCGAGCCUUGCAACCUUAUCUUCAGGAUACAACUUUCAACCCAGAACUGGUGGCAUCCAAGUCCUAUGCAGCUGCUGGGCUCUGUUCCUGGGUCAUCAACAUCGUGCGCUUUUACAAUGUAUACUGUGAUGUCGAGCCCAAGCGUCAGGCUCUCAACAAAGCCAAUGCUGAGCUUGCUAAUGCCCAGGAAAAGCUGGCUAACAUCAAGGCCAAAAUUGCACAUCUUAAUGAAAAUCUGGCAAGGUUGACAGCCAAAUUUGAGAAGGCCACCAUGGAGAAGCUGAAAUGUCAGCAAGAUGCAGAAGCCACUGAACAUACCAUCUCCCUUGCAAAUCGCCUGGUUGGGGGCCUGGCCUCUGAAAAUGUGAGAUGGGCUGAUUCAGUAAGAGAUUUCAAACUGCAAGAAAAUGCAUUGUGUGGUGAUGUCUUAUUGAUUACUGCCUUUGUCUCCUACUUGGGUUAUUUCAGCAAGAAAUAUAGACAAGACCUGAUGGACCAUGCAUGGAAACCAUACUUAAAGCAACUAAAAGUUGCAAUUCCUGUCACUCCCUCUUUGGACCCUCUGAAGAUGCUCACUGAUGAUGCUGACAUAGCAGCUUGGCAAAAUGAAAGUCUACCAGCUGAUCGCAUGUCUGUUGAAAAUGCUACCAUUCUCACCAACUGUGAGCGAUGGCCACUCAUGGUUGACCCCCAGCUGCAGGGUAUCAAGUGGAUAAAAACCAAGUAUGGAGAAGACCUCAGAGUGACUCGGAUUGGCCAGAAGGGGUAUCUGGACAUUGUGGAACAAGCUCUUGCUGCUGGAGAAGUUGUUCUGAUUGAGAACUUGGAAGAAUCCGUUGAUCCAGUGUUAGGUCCAUUGCUGGGGCGAGAGACAAUAAAAAAAGGAAGGUUCAUUAAAAUUGGAGAUAAAGAAUGUGAGUACAACCCCAGCUUCCAACUGAUCCUUCAUACAAAACUAGCCAAUCCCCAUUACCAGCCAGAAAUGCAAGCACAGUGCACCCUCAUCAACUUUACUGUGACUCGGGAUGGCCUAGAAGACCAGCUGCUGGCAGCAGUUGUGAGCAUGGAGAGGCCUGACCUGGAAGAAUUAAAGUCUGAUCUCACAAAGCAACAGAAUGGUUACAAAAUUACCUUGAAAACUUUGGAGGACAACUUGCUGUCCCGUCUCUCGUCUGCCUCAGGGAACUUUUUAGCAGAUACUGCCUUGGUGGAGAAUUUGGAAGUCACUAAACAAACAGCUGCGGAAAUUGAAGAUAAGGUCCAGGAGUCCAAGAUAACAGAAACCAAGAUUAAUGAGGCAAGGGAACAUUACCGUCCGGCAGCAGCUCGUGCUUCCCUGCUGUAUUUCAUCAUGAAUGACCUCAACACCAUCAAUCCCAUGUACCAAUUUUCCCUAAAGGCAUUUAAUGUGGUUUUCCAGAAAGCUGUCUCAAGAGCUCCACCAGAUGAAAUCCUGAAAGAGCGAGUAAACAACCUGAUUGAUAGUAUCACAUUCUCAGUGUUUCAAUAUACAACUCGUGGACUCUUUGAAUGUGACAAACUGACUUACACAGCCCAAGUCACUUUCCAGAUACUUCUGAAGAACAAAGAAAUCAGUGCAAUGGAACUUAACUUCCUGCUGCGAUAUCCUGCCCAAACAGGUGUCACCAGUCCUGUAGAAUUUUUGACAAAUCAUUCAUGGGGUGGCAUCAAGGCCUUGUCAGCCAUGGAACAGUUUCGGAACCUGGAUCGUGACAUUGAAGGAUCUGCCAAGCGCUGGAAGAAGUUUGUGGAGUCUGAAUGCCCUGAAAAGGAGAAGUUCCCUCAGGAGUGGAAGAAUAAGUCAGCUUUACAGCAUCUGUGUAUGAUGAGAGCACUACGACCUGACCGUAUGACUUAUGCUGUCCGGGAUUUUGUGGAAGAAAAGCUUGGGAGCAAAUAUGUGGCAGGACGAUCUCUGGAUUUUGCAACCUCCUAUGAAGAGUCAGGACCUGCGACCCCCAUGUUCUUUAUCCUCUCACCUGGAGUGGAUCCUUUGAAAGAUGUAGAGAAACAUGGAAAGAAACUUGGCUACACAUUUAACAACCGGAAUUUCCAUAAUGUCUCACUGGGGCAAGGUCAAGAGAUAGUAGCAGAACAAGCCCUCGACCUGGCAGCAGCAGAAGGACACUGGGUUAUCUUGCAGAACAUUCACCUAGUGGCCAAGUGGUUGAGUUCUCUGGAGAAGAAACUAGAGCAGCACAGCGAAGGUAGCCACCCUGAUUUCCGGACCUUUAUCAGUGCAGAGCCUGCAGCUUCUCCUGAAAGCCAUCUGAUACCACAGGGUAUCCUUGAGAAUUCCAUCAAAAUCACAAAUGAACCUCCAACUGGGAUGCAUGCCAACCUGCACAAGGCUCUGGACAACUUCAGCCAGGACACCCUGGAGAUGUGUACCCGUGAAAAUGAGUUCAAGAGCAUCCUUUUUGCCCUCUGUUAUUUCCAUGCUGUGGUAGCAGAAAGGCGCAAAUUUGGCCCUCAGGGCUGGAAUCGUUCAUACCCAUUUAACAUUGGGGACCUCACAAUUUCUGUCAAUGUUCUAUACAAUUACUUGGAGGCUACUUCUAAGGUUCCCUAUGAUGACCUCCGGUAUCUCUUCGGAGAGAUCAUGUAUGGGGGUCACAUUACAGAUGAUUGGGAUAGGCGUCUCUGUAAAUCCUACUUAGAAGAAUUUAUCAAGCCUGAAAUGCUAGAAGGAGAAUUCUUAUUGGCUUCUGGAUUUCCCCUCCCAGGAAACAUGGACUACAGUGGUUAUCAUCAGUAUAUCGAUGAUGCCCUACCUCCUGAAUCUCCAUAUCUAUAUGGCCUCCACCCCAAUGCAGAAAUUGGCUUCUUAACCCAAACAUCAGAGAAGCUUUUCCGUACUGUUUUGGAGCUACAACCUCGAGACACUAAUCUUGGAGAAGGUGUAGGGACCACUCGGGAAGAGAAGGUGAAGGCACUGCUUGAUGACAUCCUGGAGAAAUUAACGGACGAAUUUAACAUUCCCGAGCUUAUGGCCAAAGUAGAAGAGAGAACACCAUACAUUGUGGUUGCCUUCCAGGAAUGCGAACGCAUGAACUUUCUCACUAGUGAGAUCAAGAGGUCACUGAGAGAGCUAGACCUGGGACUGAAGGGUGAAUUAACCAUGACCAAUGACAUGGAAACUUUACAGAAUGCCAUCUUCUUAGAUAUGGUGCCUGAAUCAUGGACCAGGAGAGCUUACCCUUCCAUGUCUGGUUUAGGCAGUUGGUUCACCGACCUUCUCAAUCGCAUCAGAGAGCUUGAAACAUGGAUAGGAGACUUCGUGCUACCAUCUGUGGUGUGGCUGGCAGGAUUCUUUAACCCACAGUCUUUCUUGACAGCUAUCAUGCAGUCCAUGGCCCGAAAAAAUGAGUGGCCUCUGGACAAAAUGACACUGCAAUGUGACGUGACUAAGAGAAACCGUGAAGAGUUCACCAGUCCUCCACGGGAAGGUGCAUAUAUUCAUGGCUUGUUUAUGGAAGGUGCACGCUGGGAUAUGCAGGCUGGAUUAAUUGCUGAUGCCAGACUGAAGGAUUUGACUCCACCCAUGCCGAUUAUUUUCAUCAAAGCCAUCCUUGUUGACAAGCAAGAUACACGCAACGUAUAUCCUUGUCCUGUAUAUAAAACUCGCCAAAGGGGUCCUACCUAUAUUUGGACAUUUAACUUGAAGACUAAAGAGAAACCAUCCAAAUGGAUUUUAGCAGGGGUUGCUCUCCUGCUGCAAGUGUAG